Esox lucius (northern pike) is the source of this 3503-nucleotide messenger RNA. It is a transcript of the gene ykt6, whose product is annotated as YKT6 v-SNARE homolog (S. cerevisiae). Bases 229 to 825 code for a protein of 198 amino acids. Gene Ontology annotation, molecular function: SNAP receptor activity. Gene Ontology annotation, biological process: endoplasmic reticulum to Golgi vesicle-mediated transport. NCBI's taxonomy places the organism in Eukaryota, Metazoa, Chordata, Actinopteri, Esociformes, Esocidae. The transcript has 8 exons. The record is from RefSeq and is a predicted model, not a curated record. Gene Ontology annotation, cellular component: Golgi apparatus.
UAUCCUGUAGGACUUUACUUCGGUCCUGACGUCAUCUGAUGACGUGUUUGCAUUCGGACUGCCAACUUACUAGCUAGCUAGGGCUUAUGAAUUAAUUUAGUUUAUAUUUUAUUCUCAACAGUUUAUUGAAGUAUUUUCUGGAAAGCAGUUUGGUUGUUGAUGAUUUGAAGCUGCUGCCGGAAGACACACCAAUUAUCCCUAGCUCCGUGACUCUGUCCCAGCACCGUCAUGAAGCUGUACAGCCUUAGCGUCUUUCACAAAGGACCUACUAAAUCAAACCUGCUCAAAUCAGCAUACGACCUCUCCUCAUUCAGCUUCUUUCAGCGCUCUAGUGUCCAAGAGUUCAUGACUUUCACCAGCGCCUUGAUUGUGGAGCGUUCUACACAUGGCAGCCGAGCCUCAGUCAAAGAACAAGAGUACCUGUGCCAUGUAUAUGUACGGAAUGACAGUCUGAGUGCAGUGGUGAUAGCAGACAGCGAGUACCCCCAACGUGUCGCCUUUACACUACUAGACAAGGUGCUAGAGGAGUUUUCCAGGCAAGUUGAUAGUAUAGACUGGCCCUCUGGUAACCCAGACACUAUCAACUACAAAGCCCUGGACAUGCACCUAGCCAAGUACCAGAACCCCAGAGAAGCUGAUGCGAUGUCCAAAGUGCAGGCUGAGCUAGACGAGACAAAGAUUAUUCUGCAUAACACCAUGGAGUCUCUGUUGGAGAGAGGGGAGAAGCUGGAUGAUCUUGUGCAGAAGUCUGAACACCUGGGGAACCAGUCAAAAGCCUUCUAUAAGACUGCAAGGAAGCAGAACUCAUGCUGUGAGGUCAUGUGAUGAUGCUGGUUGGUCCUCUUAGGAUUUUCUUGGCCUUUCUGCUCAUCCUACAACUCCAAUCCCAACUCCCAACUCCAAUCCCCAGGACACAGAGUGGCCGCUCAGUCUCUGGGAGGGGGCAGAGGGAAAGGAAUGAGGAGAGGUCUAGUGUUGGGGGGGGGGGGGGGGUCUCUGGAUUGUGUCUAUAGUAUGUGCUGAUUGGGGGUACUGCAAGACUGGUUGGGGUUGGUCACAAAAUAUUUGCUUCAUUGUAACUUUUCAAACGGUGUUUUGAUGCUGGUUCAUAGCCAGCCAGGACAUUGUCAAUUAUCAGUAAUGUGUUUUAUUUUUGAUGGUUUGUUGUUCUAAAUGUCUUAAACAUUUUCCUGAAUUCUGACUGUAUCAAGGUGUUAAUCUGAGUUUUAUCUCAGCUUUAUGAAAGUUUAGAAAGAGGAGAGGACAUUCUCUUGCUUGGCUUUAAAGCCAGCCGUGCCCACUCCGUGUUCUAUCUAGUUACUCACAGCUGAGGUUUAAGAAAGACUUCUGGAAACCACAAUCUACUGGUGAUCUCCAUACGGUCUUGUGAUACAUUUGAUCGUAGUGUGUUCAGGCAUGUUCAGUUAUGUCUGAAUGAUGUCUCUGUGGCCCAGUGUAGUUCCAUUCUGUGUAAGCACCAUCAGAUGAGCAGGAUUUGCCUAUGCAACUUUGCUUGAGAAUACAGAACUUACAUGUCAAAUCCUAUGAAACUGUUUAUAAAGCACAUUUCCAUCUGAAAAAUGUGUCUCAAGUUGGUAUUAGGUUGGGGGCAGCACGUAGCUUAGUGGUUAUAGCAUCUGAUCAGUGACUAAAAUGUUGCACGAUUGAGUCCUGAAUCUAUCGUUCUGUCCCGGAGCAAAGCUCUUAACCCUCAUUCUUCCCCAGGACGUUGCUGUUGGUGUGAAUGUGCUCACAGGCAACAGACAUGGUAAAAUAAGGGUACAAAUGUAUAAUAAUAUAGCAUCGAAACAUUCCUAGGUAUUUUUCAUGCACAAGUUUGUUGUUGGCGUUGUAGCUUGAGGUUGAGCUUAUGCUGAAACGGGCUAACCUGUACUGAGUGCAUUCUGUUCUGAUGACUUGGUAUACAUUGCCUUAUUGAGGUGUGGGUUAUGUCAAAGUCAAACAUUAUGAGUAUGUAUUAGGAAAUGGUCUUUUUGCGCUGUAGUCUAAUUCUAUUAAAACAUUUAGAUUUUUCUUCUGCCAAGUAGCCUAAACAAAACCAAUCUUUUUAGUGUGGACCUGUGUGGUUCCUAACAGUCCACCAGUUGGUUCUGAUAAAUGUGUACAAGUUAUUUAGUUCUCCAUUCGCUUUCCAACUGUAGUCUCAUGUCUGCAACUAUGCCAUCUGUUGGCCGUAGAAAUGUACUACACCAGGACUGGUGUUCAACUCAGUUUUAAAGUCAUGUGACAAUGGCAAAUGUUACGUACUGAACAAGUGGUAAAAUUUAGCCACCCAAAUGUUUUUUAUAAGGAAAGCAAUAAUUCUAACAUUGCAGACUAAAAUGUAAUAGACCAUACAAUGCCACCCCCCCCCCCCCCCACACACACCCACAAGAUCUGAUCCAGACCAACAAUUGAUGAGUUCUAUGUGCAUCUUUACACUGUCAUAUAUAAACGGUAAUAGGUAAACAUAGAAGUCACCAUAGACCCAGCAUUUUACUUCGCUGUAUGCAUAUUUCACACUUUUCAGUGUAACCAUCUAUACGGCAGGUUGUUAGGUGUUUUUUACAUGUUGAUCUGCCGUAGUGCCUUUGACCUCUGAACCCACCAUGACUCCAACCUUCCAAUGGGAUUAUGAUGGUCUUGAUUUCAGAAUCAAAACAUCCUAAUGGUUACCCAUUUAGAAUUCUGACAAAUGCUAAAACAAACGUUCAACCAGACUUAAAGGUGAGAUCGGAUUAGUAAAUUAUCUUCCUGACCUACAGGAUCAAAAUCCCAUUUCUCAACCCUGAGUUGAUCAAGGUGAGAUGAAGAGAAGCCUUUGCCAUUUUAGAUCUAGUAUAUCUUGCUGCUGAAUUUUUGUCUAUGACCUGGUUGUGUGUGUAUGUGUGUGCUUGUGUGCCUGUGUGUUUGUACUUGUGUGCAAAGGCAUAAUUAGCCUAGUGUCAGUGACCUGAACUGCUCUUGUUGCUUUAUGGCAUAACUUCUGUGUAAUAGUAGGCAGACUAUAUAUUCACUCUGGCAGCAACAAUGAAUAUUUUAAACAUCAGCAUGUGUCUCCAUAUGAUGUUGGAUCUUGAGGGUAAAUUUGUCAGUGAUCUUGUCAGUGGAGCACACUUUGAGUCUUGUAAAUGCAUUCGACCAACUAAUCCAAAAGGACGCCAAGCCCCCCCCCCCCCCCCCCCCCCCCCAAUUGGAACUCUGAGGAAUUUGCUUCAGUAAAUGUUUUCAGUGUUGUGAAGACGUAAAUACUACAACAAAUGCUGUUCAGAAUGUGGAUCUAUAGCUUUUUAGUCAAUCAUUCCUCAAGUUUAAAUAUUGUGUGUGUUAACUGAGAGAAAGCGUGUCCUACUGAAAAUUGUCAAAGUAACGCAUCUCUUGGAAUUGGAAGUAAACAUUAAAAAUGUUGUAUUAACAUCUCUUUUUGAAAUAUAUUUUGCUAAAACACUAACUGUUUUACAGGACUUGUAAUCUUGCUGAGAUCAAAUACAAAAUACCUUCAA